GAGUGUAUUUACGCUAGCAACCACUGACGCUGCCUCUCGAACAGGGUCCAUUUGUUAUUGCUAUUGCUCUUGUGUAUAAAUGCCUGAAUUCCAAGCUUUUACUGCGGGGGAUUUCGCAAGGAUUUCGGUCCGGGACGGUGCAGCGCGUUUUUUUUUUGUGUCGUGAAUAUUUCCGGUGGUUUUUAAAUCCAGUGAGAGAAAGGGCAAGUGAAUCUAGUGAAUCUUAUCAUCAAGAAACCAAGCAUUUAUUGUCAACAUGUGACAUUGCUUGAGAACGACCUACCUACAUAGACCAGUAACUGAACUAGUCCACCGCAGUUGAAAGUGUGCCAACUGCUAAGACGUUUAAAUUCCCUCCCGUUAUUUUGAUCUUGCCAUGUCAUCAUAUGCUGGAGCGUUAGUUGGUACUGGUUCAUAUAUCACUGUUAAAAAUGCCCUUGCGGCAAUUGGAGCAAUAACAUCAUUGAAGAUUCUAAUCAAAUUUAUCAGAUUUGUAUAUUCUUUGAUCAGAGGCCAUUUCUUGCCACGAUUUACCAGAACCAGUGUCCUGCAGCAUGGCAAAUGGGCAGUGGUCACCGGCUGCACGGACGGCGUUGGCCGCGCCUACGCGCGCGAGCUGGCGCGCCGCGGCUGCUCCAUGGUGCUCAUCAGCCGCAGCCAGCAGAAGCUGGACGACUUUGCCGGCGAGCUCCGCCACGAGUUUGGCUCGGAGGUGGUGACCGUGGCGGCCGACUUCAGUCAGGGCCGCCAGGUGUACGGCCCCAUCGAGGAGAAGACGCGCGGCCUCGACAUCGGCAUACUGGUGAAUAACGUCGGUGUGAUGCUGCCGUACCCGAUGCGGCACGCGGACGUGUCCGAGGAGGACGUGUGGCGCCACGUGCUGGUGAACGUGGCUCCGGCGGCGGCGCUCUCCCGGCUCGUACUGCCGGGGAUGGUGGCGCGUGGCCGCGGCGCCGUGGUCAAUAUCUCCUCCAGCUCCGCCAUCGGACCGAUGCCCCACAUGAACAUCUACUCGGCCUCGAAGAAAUUCCUGGAGUACUUUUCGCGCGCGCUGGCGGCCGAGUACCGUCCGUACGGCGUCACCGUGCAGACCGUGAUGCCGUUCUACAUCGCCACCAACAUGACCGCGUACUCUGACAAGAUCGGCCGCGCCAACCUGUUCGUGCCGGACGCACCGACGUUCGCCGACAGCUGUGUGCGCACGCUGGGCCGACUCGAGUCGACCACCGGCUACUGGACCCACGAACUGCAGUACUUUGUCUGCUCGAACGUGCCCUCCUGGUUGUGGAUGUCUCUGGGCGAGGAGCUGCAGAAGGAGCUCAGGAGGGACGCCAUCGGCAAGCAGAAGAGCUCCUAGAGCGGCGGUCUCUGCCGGGCGCCGGCGGCCGGAGAGCGUUAUAUAAGCCCGCCGGCCGGAGCCGCGCGCCGCGCCGGCUCACCAAACUGGUACAACUGGUGGACGUGCUCAUGGUGACCCCGGUGCAGAGAUAUGAGGGGGCGGCGACCCGCCGUGUUCGUGUUACCUGCCGCGGGGCAGUCACCGCCCAGCCGGUCAAACUUUGGGCGGCCGGGAGCUAUACUGGGGAAUGGGUGCGCGUAUAUUUACCGGUAGACAUUAUCCCUCAUAUCAUUUUCACUAGUAGUUGCUACAGUUUAUCAUACCAGAGCGCACAAUCAUAUAUGUUAGUUGCCGCCCGAGCUUCAUACAGGGUAUACUGAACAGUUGAGCACCAAGUAUCUGUACCCUGGACCAGUGAGCUCUCCAGGUGGCCAGCUGCGGCCGGGGGGGGGGGGCACGGAGUGGGGGGGGGGGGCUGUCGGACAGUGGGCGGAGGAUAUCUAGUCGGAGGGCGGGCAGGGCCGUGCAGCCAAUGGUCUGCUGGGGAUCCCUACCCCCUGAGAGGGCGGCUGUAGGGAGGGGUGGUAACGUCACCUAGGAAGAUGGCAAAACGGCCCCUGGGUAGGGUAAUGCCGCCCCUUUCAAUGGGUACGGCCCUCGGGAGGACGGGGGACGCCGCUCGGGGCGCCUCAGUGACGCGCGCGGGCGGACCGUGGGCCGGCGGUGAGCGCGCUGUGUGUGGCGGGAUGGAGGGGCGAGCCGCCCCUAUCUGCCAGCUGGUGUGUCUCGCCUGUGACGGCGCCUCCGAUUGCCGCGUCCAAUUUAGGCAUCGUGUGAGCGGCGCGAAAUUCCAGCGUGCACUGAUCGGUGCCGAUUUGCAGAGAAACCCUCCGAGACGAGCCGACAGUUAUGCUCUUAGCUGCGAGAUGUUAUGAUUGCUCACUAUGAGAUCAGAGAUGGAGACGGAAUGCAUCAUGCUUUAGUAGUAAACGCAGUUUAGUUAAAAUCAAUGCAACUAUAGAAUAGACGGUGUGCUGAAUGAAGCGUCAGUGAUAUAUCAUUACUCCAAAUGUGCGCGGACUGUGACCGCACCAGUUGUGGGAUAAAUCGGGGGCGUGCUGUACCAAUAUACGAAACAAAUACUGA
Molecule: messenger RNA, 2485 nt
Organism: Amphibalanus amphitrite
Lineage: Eukaryota; Metazoa; Arthropoda; Thecostraca; Balanomorpha; Balanidae
Product: inactive hydroxysteroid dehydrogenase-like protein 1
Exons: 6
Coding region: 377-1357 (326 amino acids)
Cellular component (GO): endoplasmic reticulum
Molecular function (GO): oxidoreductase activity
Source: RefSeq, a predicted model, not a curated record